GAGUACUUUCACGGCCGGAACCGAUGGGUGGAGUACAGCGACGACGCGUAUCUCGAUUACGACGCCUCGCAGAUACCGGCGGAAUGGCACGGAUGGAUGCACUACACCACUGACAUACCGCCCACUCUUAAGCCGCCCGUGAAGUACAAGUGGAUGUGCGACGAGCAUCGCGUCAACUUUACCGGCACUCAUCUCCAGUACGUACCCUACAGUACCACCAGAGAGAAGAUCCAGAAGUGGGACAAACGGUUGCCGCAGAUCACCGCUAAGUUAGGAGUUAUAGAGUCGGUAAAGGAUGAGACGGAGAAAACAGUGUCCGACAUCUGCGCCCAGAAGUGCGCCAAAGACAUCGAUGAGCUCAAGAAGAAUAUGACAGAACUCUAUAUGGCUUUUCUGGUACUUCACGCAGAGUUCGCUCACAUUAACCAACACAUGGUAUUUCACGAGAAGGCUCUCAAACAUAUCGCACUUAUGGGACAUAAAUCUANAGAGUUCGCUCACAUUAACCAACACAUGAAGAAGACUAAAGACAAAGAUAAAGACAGUUCUGAAGAAUCGGUAGAAGAGACAUCUUCUGUGGCAACAGUUGCGGACAAUUCAAAAAUUAUGUCCAAUAUAAGCGGUGAAGUAAAUGAAUCCCAGACACCAUCAGUUCAGACAUCGAACUCCACCAACACAUCCAACUCUUCUCAAUCAUCGACUGGUGUUUCGGAAGAAGAAUUCAAUCAAUGGUUUGACAAUAUGUUGAACGAUAUCCAUCACAGCCAUCACGACAUCAAUGACAGAAUAGUUGGCGAAUCAAGUAAUCGAUUGAAAUUUUACAGACAAUUGGAUGAAUCGAAAGAUAAUCAGAAAAAUGCGGACGAAAUGGAAAACGCGUUGACUUCGGAAGAUGUGGUAUUUGCGAAGUGUGUUCUGCGACCGAAUCGACACAUCGCUCUUCUCAACCAACAGGACAUUGAGGGCACUAUCCAUAUGUGGCAACUCAGACACAACAGGGGACCCAUUCAUAUGCACGUCAAACUAAAGGGCUUCAAAGUGGCCAAUCAUGUCCACAGCCAUAGCCAACAACACGCCAACCAUAACCCCAAUCAU
Molecule: messenger RNA, 1095 nt
Organism: Medioppia subpectinata
Lineage: Eukaryota; Metazoa; Arthropoda; Arachnida; Sarcoptiformes; Oppiidae
Source: the annotation of a GenBank genome assembly